Puntigrus tetrazona (Sumatra barb) is the source of this 4143-nucleotide messenger RNA. RefSeq names its product WD repeat domain 31 (gene wdr31). The coding region runs from base 296 to 1324 and encodes 342 amino acids. Lineage: Eukaryota; Metazoa; Chordata; Actinopteri; Cypriniformes; Cyprinidae. Gene Ontology annotation, molecular function: protein binding. The record is from RefSeq and is a predicted model, not a curated record. The transcript is spliced from 10 exons.
UCCUGGUAACAGCGAAAGCGUCUCUCGCGGACAAGAUGAAGUCGGGGAGCCCCGGAAGAUUCACAGCCGAAACGGUUCACGAUGCGCGAUAAAUCCUUCGUUCGCGUACUUUCAUAAAGCUUCGACAUAGCAUGCACAGACGCGAGCCCUUCACAAUAACACUGACACGCUGACAGCGAUAUCCGGCUAAGCGUCUUAAGGCUUGGGACGAUCCCUAAAGAGUCUGGAGAUGCCUUGCGCUGCGGAGAGAUGAGAGAGACCUCCUGAUAGCGGGUGAUUAGACGCCCAUACAGGCAUGGGGAAACUACAGAGCAAGUUUCGGCGGCGCUCGGACCUUUACAAGGCCAAAGAGGGGGCGGAGCUUGCACCCGUGCACCAGGUAGUGCAGUAUGAACCCGCUCACACGGAUGCCAUCAAUUGUGUGGUAAGCCUGACCUCUGACCUGUGCGUGUCAGGAGGGCAUGACCAGGCUGUUGUUGUCUACGACUGGAGAGCUGGAAAACUGUGUAAAUCGUUCCAGGGCCACAGCAGAGAGAUUACAAAGUUAUGUUGUUUUAAAGGUAGUUCCUUGAUCUUCAGCGCGUCCCGUGAUAAGACGGUGCUGAUGUGGGAUUUGGGUCGAGAUACAGAACCCACCCAGGAGUUUUGUGGCCAUGAGCUCGUAGUUAACGGAGUAGCGGUAGGCCCAGAUGGCUCAAAGCUGUGCACAGGCUCUCGUGAUAACUCCAUGCGCCUCUGGGACAUCGAGUCCGGAGAAUGCCUGCAGAAAAACACGAUCUCCCGUAACCUGGUAACUCAUCUGUGCUGGGUACCGGGAAGCACAUCUAUCGUCCAAACCUCAGAAGACAAAACUAUCAGGGUGUGGGAUAGCCGUACCUGGCAGGUCACUAACACAUUUCCGGCAAAGCAGUAUAUCCAGACACACUGUGACAUCAGCUCCAACUGUUACCACCUGCUGUCGUCCAGUAAUGGCUUCGGCGGUCAGGGUUGCGAAGCCACGCUGUGGGACCUCAGGCAGCCUGGCUGUAAGGUGACCGAGUACAGAGGACACCUGCAGACCACCGCAUGCUGCGUGUUUGUGCCUCCCCGUCCCGGAUGUCCUGCCCUGGUGGCGUCAUCGUCGUAUGACAGCUCAGUAAAAAUUUGGGACCAGAACACUGCAGCAUGUUUGUACACAUUAACUCUGGACGGUUCAGGGCCUUUGGUGUCUCUGGCUCCGUGUGACUCCAGCAGUCUCCUGUGUGCCAGUUUUAACACAGGACUGCACCAGCUGCAUCUAGAUCAGGGAGCAGUGCCCAGCCUCACUGAAGUGGCUCGCUUCUAACGUCCAUCUGGACCACCUGGAAAAUCACACUGAUGAGUUAAAAUGAGCAAAUUUAAUAACUGGAACUCCUGGGAAUGAGAAUGUACACUGCAUUUCCAAAGUACUGUACGUGGGCACCAUAUACUCGUUAAAUAAAUAGGUCAUCCAAAAAUGACUAUUUGCUAAAAAUGUACUUGUCUAAAGCCAUCCAAGUAAACACUCACCAAUGGAUCUUCUUUAGUGAAUGGGUGCCGUCAAAAUCAGUCCAUACAGCUGAUAAAAACCACUCCAGUCUGUCAGUUAAUGACUUGAUUAGUUUUUGCUUUCGUCAGGUGUUUGGACGGCACCCAUUUACUGCAGAGGGUCCACUGGUGAGCAAGUCAUGUAAUGCUGAAUUUCUCUAAAUCUGUUAUGAUAAAGAUACAAGGGUGAGUAAAGGUUCUAUUUAUGGGGUGAACUAUUUCUUUAACAAGUUGGCCAAUAGGAGCAUAAACGAUUCGAAAUGUUCCAACAUUGUCCGCGUAUUUGUCGUGCACCGUCGUCUGAAUACACAAACCAAGGGUGUAAAAACAUAAUUAAUAUACCUAAAGCAGAGAGACCAUGUAAGUGGCUGUGAAACUUCUGCAGAUAUUAUUUGCAAUAUGGCUUAAUUCAGGGGUUAAAAUAAUCUGAUAAAAGAUGGGUGCUGUUUUUUUGUCUGUGUGUGUGUGUGUGUGUGUGUGUGUGUGUGUGUGUUACUGUGUAAAAUGUAUAAAUGACACUCAACUUGAAUAUGUUUUCGGAAGCCAGGAGUGUAAAGAGCCGGAGUAAUUGUACUCAUACUGUAUGUUAACGUAUUAUUUUACAAAGUUAUGCUUAAUUGUACAAGACUUAAUAAUUAGCGCGCUUAAAUCCCUACAAUGUUUAAAUACAUAAAAAUGAUUGUGGUUUAAAACAUUUAAAAAAUAUAUUGUGUGUGUCUUACUAUAUAGCUUGCUGAGCUAAAAAAAAAAAAGCCAGUGAAAUAAUUUUUUACACACAUCUACUUUUCUUAGAAUUUUCGAAACUGCCAAAUCCAUUUAACUGUGAAAAAUAAGUGGGCACAACAACAUUUAACAUUGUGAAGAAUUUGAUUAUAAUAAAACCAAUUUAAGAUGUGCAGACUUGACUUUAGAUAAACGGAGUUUCUGGUAUUUAAUGCUUAACUGCAAUUAAAUGUGGACUCCUUUUUAUACAUUCUCACAAAUAUAUUUUCAGCUGGAUACUUUAACAUGCCCGUACUCUACCUUGAGUAUAAUUUCCCCUAUACUUGUUGCACUCCUGCUGGAGACCUUUUAUUUGUACUUUUCAUUAAGUAAUUAGGUCAAAAUGAUUCACUGCCAAGAGCGUUCAUACAGAAUGCACAAAGAUGUGAAAUCUCAGUCUCUUCCUCUCCCUCUACACACACACACACACACACACACGCACACUGACAGUUGCAUUCACACAGACUCAGGGUUUGGCAACAUGGGAAGCUGAAUCAUUUUUCACAUAGAAGCUGCUAGAGUUUACAGAAACACACACAUAAACACAUUCAAACAUUUAUGUAGACAGCUUGGUCUUGUGUUUCACACACAGGGAGCAUCUUUUGAGAUUAUUUUGUUAAUACAAAAACAGCAGAUUGUCCCAGAAACAGAUGAUCAGAUGAUCAGAUGAUAGAGAAUGUUAAAAUAAGUGAUGCAAUGUGUUUUUUGUGAUUGUUGUAUUUUAAAAUAUAUUUUUUUUCUUGAUAAUUAGGACUGUCGUUCCAGAAUAAAAAUAUUGCGUUUUUUUGUGAUGCCAACAUGGCAAUGUUGAUUUGACAUGUAAUGAGAACGUUUAAUGUUUUUUUUCCACAAAUAUACCAACCAAAGACUGUUUUGUUUUAUGUCUUUUAUUAUUGCAUAAAUAUACAGCGACCCCCAAAAAGCGUUUGUACACUUAAAGUCACUCUUAAAACUGCUAGAAUAUCAUUGCAUUAGAUAAUAAAAUCAAAGCAACUGCUGCUAGUGUUUUUCUCAAAACAAACUGCAUUUUAUUUAUUUUUAUUUUAUAUAAUGUUGUACUUGUUUUUGUUAUAUUCAUGUUUUUAUUGUAUGCAUUUAUUUUAUUAUUUAAAUUGAAUUCAUUAAAAAAAUAUUGUCCUAUGUUAGGGGGGCAUUGAAUUAUAUUAUUUUAUUUUAUUAUUUUAGCUUAGUAUCUUGGAAUCAGCGGAUAUUUUGGUCAUUUAAAUGUAAUUUGAUCAGAUCGAAUGCAUGAAAUUUAGCAUUUUUCAACAGCUUGCUUCAAUACUACAUUUCGCUGUGUAACGCAAUGACAAGAAAUAUAUUUUAAAGUGUCCAAAUACUUUUUGCAGCCGCUAUCUAACAUUCAGAGACUUUUGAUGAACAAACCCAGCAAGGACAUGCAUGUAUUAUGGAAUGUUGUUUUAACGAUACAAAAAGAUGUGAAGGUUACGCUGAUGCUCUUAUUUGACUAUUAUGUAAAUGCUGAGGUGUGGAGUUAUCAAUUUAAAGGAAAUGUUUAUGUAUUUGCACGUUGUGUGAAUAAAUGAAUUCAACUGAAUGAAGCCAGCACCAUUUUUGGCUCUUUUUGCAUACAGUCACAGCAGGAAAUGGAAACAUACGUGAAAUAAUACGUGUAGCUUGAGCUUUGUUUACGAGUAAGAGUAUAAAGAGCAUUUGCAUCAACAGAACCAAACCUUUUCCCUUUCGGUAUUGAUAAAAUGUUUUUGGUGUUUUUUUUUCAAAAUAUCACCUUAAAAUGAUAAGAACAUGUUUGCAUUAACAGAACUGUAACAAAAUGUUCUUUUGAGCAGAAUUUCUUGAUAUGCAGCAUAUAUC